Molecule: messenger RNA, 1966 nt
Organism: Pseudopodoces humilis (Tibetan ground-tit)
Lineage: Eukaryota; Metazoa; Chordata; Aves; Passeriformes; Paridae
Gene: SGPP1
Product: sphingosine-1-phosphate phosphatase 1
Biological process (GO): sphingosine metabolic process
Cellular component (GO): endoplasmic reticulum membrane
Molecular function (GO): sphingosine-1-phosphate phosphatase activity
Source: RefSeq, a predicted model, not a curated record
GAGCGGCGGGAGGCAGCGGGGGAGGCAGCGGGUGAGGCGAGGGUAGUCCCGCGCUAUCCGCGGCGCCUCGCCUUGCCUUCCAGCGGGUUUCUCUUCAGGGGCUUUAUUUUGCCGCAGAGCCCCUAUCCCCCUCUCCGCCCCUCAGACGAAGUCCCCCGCCGCCCUCAGCCUGCCCCCGCUCCAGCCGCUAUGUCUCUCGGCCAGCGCUUGGCCCGGCUAGCCGCCCACUUGCAGGACCCGCGGAAAGUGGCCGCGUUCCAGCGGCUGUGCGGGGUUGAGGGGCCCUCGGGCUGGUCCGGCGGGGAGCAACGGGGGCCGGUGGCGAACGGUGGCCCCGCGGGCGAGCAGGCGCAUCCCACUGGGAACGGGGCCGUGCCCGGCGCGGGAACCCCGCGGCGCUGGAGAAGGAGGCCGCGCCGAAACUCGCUGACGGAGGAGGAGGACGGCAGCCAGGAGUUCGCCACUCGCAGCCGCUUCCUCUACUAUCUGUUCAGCCUGGGCACGGAGCUGGGCAACGAGCUCUUCUACAUCCUCUUUUUCCCUUUCUGCAUCUGGAAUGUGGACGCCUGGCUGGGCCGGAGGCUCAUCAUCAUCUGGGUGUGGGUGAUGUACCUGGGGCAGUGCACCAAGGAUGUGAUCCGCUGGCCGCGUCCUGCCUCGCCGCCCGUGGUGAAGCUGGAGGUCUUCUACAACUCCGAGUACAGCAUGCCCUCCACCCACGCCAUGUCGGGUACCGCCAUCCCCCUGGCGCUCCUGCUGCUCAGCUACGGCCGCUGGCAGUAUCCCCUUAUGUUUGGACUGAUCCUGGCAUUCUGCUGGUGUUCUUUGGUUUGCUGUAGUCGAAUUUAUAUGGGAAUGCAUUCAAUUUUGGAUGUUAUUGCUGGAUUUCUGUAUGCUAUUCUUAUCCUGGUUGUCUUCCAUCCAGUUGUGGACCUGAUUGAUAACUUCAACUUAACUUACAAAUACGCACCCUUAAUUAUCAUCAGUCUUCAUUUGGCCCUGGGCAUCUUCUCUUUCACCCUGGACACGUGGAGCACGUCACGAGGAGACACAGCUCAGAUCCUGGGCUGCGGUGCCGGCGUGGCCUGUGGCUCUCACGUCAACUACGUCCUGGGUCUGCAGCUGGAUCCUCCUCCCCACGCCUUGCCCUUGUCUCUGUCCUCCCUCACUGUGACUGUGUUUGGAAAAGCCAUCCUGCGGUUGUUGAUUGGAGUCAUCAUUCUGUUGUUAACAAAAGUGGCCAUGAAGAAAGCCACGAUUCCGCUGGCAUGUAAAAUAUUCCGCAUCCCUCACGACGACGUGCGGAGAGCCAGGCAGCGCAUGGAGGUCGAGCUGCCCUAUCGUUACAUUACCUAUGGAAUGGUGGGGUUCUCCCUCAUGUUUAUUGUUCCUUGCCUCUUCCAUUUCAUUGGUCUUUCCUGAUGCAGUUUGAUCACUUUGAGUAGGGAGAACUGAGCUAGUUGCUUUUUGAAGAGGUGCACUAGUUUGCUAAGGGAAGGCCGGCCGGCUUGGCUUUAGCAGGGUCUUCCUAUUAACAGCAAUACAAAGCAGGCAAAGCAUUUAAAGGGCUUUGCACAUCUCUGGGGAUGGUUUAGGGCCAGCAGUCAGGAAUCAGUCCAGGAGAAGUGCUGACCUCUGUAAAUGCUGUUUUUGGACUUACUGCUGUAACCAAGUCUGUGUGUGUGAUGCAGUGAAUGUAUCUGGGAUGGCUGCCAGUCUGUACCUGUGUACACUGACACUUCAGCAGCAAUGUCUGACAGCUCAUCAGAAGGCUCCAUUCACAAUUUGUUUGCCAUUUCACGGUAAUUAGUUCAAGUCAUUGGACCACAGGCUGUUAAAUUUGCUUUCUUGUAUUCUUUCCUGAACAUCUGCUUCAAGGUAUUUCAGCUAAUAGUUAUUUCUAACGGACCAAAUUUGUAAUGAGGUUGAAUUUUUCUAAAUAAACAAGGAGAAGCCUUUUUCUUUA